Molecule: messenger RNA, 1779 nt
Organism: Nomascus leucogenys (northern white-cheeked gibbon)
Lineage: Eukaryota; Metazoa; Chordata; Mammalia; Primates; Hylobatidae
Gene: MED28
Product: mediator complex subunit 28
Cellular component (GO): mediator complex
Source: RefSeq, a predicted model, not a curated record
CUCUCUUGCGCCACUCCAGACAUGGCGGCUCCACUAGGGGGUAUGUUUUCUGGGCAGCCACCCGGGCCCCCUCAGGCCCCGCCGGGCCUUCCGGGCCAAGCUUCGCUUCUUCAGGCAGCUCCAGGCGCUCCUAGACCUUCCAGCAGUACUUUGGUGGACGAAUUGGAGUCAUCUUUCGAGGCUUGCUUUGCGUCUCUGGUGAGUCAGGACUAUGUCAAUGGCACCGAUCAGGAAGAAAUUCGAACCGGUGUUGAUCAGUGUAUCCAGAAGUUUCUGGAUAUUGCAAGACAGACAGAAUGUUUUUUCUUACAAAAAAGAUUGCAGUUAUCUGUCCAGAAACCAGAGCAAGUUAUCAAAGAGGAUGUGUCAGAACUAAGGAAUGAAUUACAGCGGAAAGAUGCACUAGUCCAGAAGCACUUGACAAAGCUGAGGCAUUGGCAGCAGGUGCUGGAGGACAUCAACGUGCAGCACAAAAAGCCCGCCGACAUCCCUCAGGGCUCCUUGGCCUACCUGGAGCAGGCAUCUGCCAACAUCCCUGCACCUCUGAAGCCAACGUGAGCAAAGGGCAGAGGCAGUUGGCCUAUAAGUGGGCUGGUGCGUGGGGUUGGCCACACAUCCCUUCCCGUGGACUUGACAUUUUGGAAGAACUCUUUGCCAGAUAAUGAGUUCAUUUUAGUUUUAUGCUUCCAUUGAAAAAUUUUCCACUAUUUUUAUAAGCUGUUCAUUUCUUGAGUACUUUAUAACAUGUCUGUAGCUUGGAUAAACCAAGUAAAUAUUUUUUUUUUUAUCUUUAGCCAAGUUUAGACUGUGAAUAUGAUGACACAGAUUCUUUUUUAUGGUGGCUUUGCUUGUUUUUAAAUUUUUGCAUGACUUUUCAUCUUUUUAUGUGUGUUUCCUGUAGUUUGAUCCGAAGGAAAAGAGUAUAGUAGCCUGAGAAUCAGGAGAUGGGAAUUUUAGUUGUAGGCCUUAUGAUAAUUACUCCUCAGUGGUGCGUAGAAAAGUAUGUAAAUUUGCUCUGUUUUAAGACUUUGAACUACCUCAAGAAGAGGAAUCUAAUACAAUAUUUGUAAUGUUUCCAGAGCUCUCAGAAUGAGGAUUUUUUUUGUAAAUAGGUUGGAAGAGGAUGGAACUAUCCUGGGUUAGUGUAGUAAUCUUACAGUAGGAUCCUUAGGUUGAUGCUGACUUCUAUUUGGGGUAUGUUUAUAUUUUAUGUAGUGUUUGUUUACUUUUUUUUUUGACAGAAGAUACAGUGGGAGCAGUGAUACGCUAACAUUCAUUACAUUCUGCAGUAUCGAGUCUGUUUAAUGGGGCAGAUGCUGUUUUCAGUAGCAUAACAGUGGGGGCAUAGGUGAUCUAUGAGGGGCUAAAUCUUGCUCUGACUGUCUCUUUUUGUUUUGAGUUUUGUUUGCGUGUAUCAUUUUUGUUUUACAUUUUGGGAGGGGAAACAUUUUCCAUUAAGGAAGGUUGUUGCCAGUGGAUUUGACUCCAAGGGACUAGAGUGUUGUGGUGGGGGUGGGGAGGGGCUGCAGGGUGAUCGUUGGCUACUGAGCCUCCACAAAGAGCAUGUGGCGCCCCGCCUUUGCUCUUUGUGGAGCAAAGAUAUUUUGCUCUGGUUAGUUUUGUAGGCAGCCUCAGAUUCCCUGUUGAGUUGCUGUUAAGAAAUGGAGACUUCUGGCUCUCAUUGGGUAAGGUUUUCUGAGUUUUAUGAUCUCUUACUAGAUCACAUCCAUUUACCCAGAACAAAUGCUUCACUGUCUUCUGACUGGCAGUACUCCUGUG